Molecule: messenger RNA, 415 nt
Organism: Pseudopodoces humilis (Tibetan ground-tit)
Lineage: Eukaryota; Metazoa; Chordata; Aves; Passeriformes; Paridae
Source: RefSeq, a predicted model, not a curated record
GGCGGGCCCUCGGGGCCGGGCGGAGCGUGCGCGGUGCGGAGCGGCUGGUGGCGAUGCCUCGCUGGGCCGGGCUCCUCUCCACCGCUGCCAGAGCCAGCCUGCUGCUGCUGCUGGGCUCCCUGCUCUUCUCCUGCCCCAGCCUGAGCCACAGAGCACCUGAGUUUGCCCUUACAAAAAUAGAAGAGAGCGACAUAAAAGAUGACAGUGGGAAGGAGCCGGUGACAGAGGAUGACGCUGAUCCUGAGGACCUGGAAGUGUUUUACCCCACGGAUCAGUGGCAAUCCCUGCGUCCAGGUCAGGCUGUUCCGGCAGGAUCACACGUGCGGCUGAACCUGGAGACUGGAGAGAGAGAAGCCAAACUCCCAGACAGAGAAAAUGGGGAAAGUGGAACAAAAGAAGAGAGAAGAAGGAAAAG